AUGAGGUGGUCAGUGUUGACGGUUGUUGUAACAACUGCCCUUCUUGUGCAGGGAAAUGGAAAUAAUGCGGUUAGUGUUUUAUAUUAUCUUGGUCCUAUUGAUGAAAAAUCCGGUGGUAGAAACGGUGUAGAAAAAUUAAGUAACGAUAUCGAUAGUAGUAGUAGUAUUGGUUCUCAAACGGGUAAUUUACUUCUAAAACCCAUCCCCGAAGAUGAAGCCAUUAACGAUGGCGUUUACUUCAGACCGGUCAAUGGAGAAGUCCUUAAAGGUUCAGAAUCGAAACCUACUAUUUCCUAUAACCGCCAUGUAUUCAUUACAGGUGGUAAAGGCGGUGGCCUAGGUGGUGGAGCUGGAGGAGGCGGAUUUGGCGGAGGAGGAGCCGGAAGUGGCGGAGGAGGAGCAGGAAGUGGCGGAUUUGGAGGUAGUGGCGGACAUGGAAGUGGUUUAUUUGGAGGUAGUAGCGGUGGGGGAUUAGGAGGUGGACAUGGAGGCGGCGGUGGCCUCGGAGGAGGCGAUGGAGGUUUUGGUGGUGGCAGUAGUGGCGGUGGAGGAUUUGGAGGCGGUGGUAGUAGUGGCGGUGGAUUUGGCGGCGGUAGUAGCGGCGGAGGAAGUUAUGGUGGCUCUGGUGGUUUUGGAGGAAAUGGAGGUGGAUUAGGAGGCGGUGGUGGCCACGGAGGUGGAUUAGGAGGAGGAGGCGGUGGUGGCCAUGGAGGUGGUUUAGGCGGUGGAUUGGGCGGGGGUGGAUCAGGAGGAGGUGGAUUCGGCGGUAGUGGAGGAGGUGGUAACGGUGGCGGACUAGGAGGUGGCCAUGGAGGAGGUGGCGGCCUUGGAGGCGGUGGCGGCCUUGGAGGAGGUGGCGGUCUUGGUGGAGGACUAGGAGGUGGCAAUGGAGGCGGUGGUGGUCAUGGAGGUGGUAAUGGCGGAGGAUUAGGAGGAGGUCUAGGAGGAGGUGGAGGAGGUGGCGGCGGUCUUGGAGGCGGAGGAGGUCUUGGAGGCGGUGGUUAUGGCAGUCAUGGGGGUGGCGGUCAUGGAGGUGGCGGCCAUGGAGGUUAUGGUGGCGGAGGAAAAGGAGGAGCGUAUGCCUCAAGCUCUGCUCAAGCAUCAGCUAGUGCCGGAAGCUAUGGAAGAAAAUGAAAUCAAGUCAUCCCUAAAACUCGAAACGUGAUAUAGUUAGUUAAGUUGUAUAUAAUAAUUUGUAUUUCACAUUUUUCUAAGUUUUAAAAUAAAUAAAGAAUCCCCAAAGUAUAUGUCUAUGUCACGAAUGUGUGCUUGUUACUCAGUAUAAAAUGUUAUGAUUUUUUUUCUUUUAAUGAAAAAUAAAGUUCGUAUAAACCCGA
Agrilus planipennis (emerald ash borer) is the source of this 1337-nucleotide messenger RNA. RefSeq names its product glycine-rich cell wall structural protein-like. The record is from RefSeq and is a predicted model, not a curated record. The coding region runs from base 1 to 1134 and encodes 377 amino acids. Lineage: Eukaryota; Metazoa; Arthropoda; Insecta; Coleoptera; Buprestidae. The transcript has 4 exons.